AUGCAUGGUUCAACCAUGAUCAGCUUUCUUUGUGCGAUGCAUAUUGCACUCAACCUUCUAAAUGAUUUGUACGCUGACGGCUCUAUAACUGUGACUCGAUUCGACAGAUGUAUUUGGAAGCGCCAACGUACAAAAGUGCUGGUGGAUCCAUUACCUCUUUACAAGAAGCCCACUAUGAAACUCACUAUCAUUGCCCUUAUUUGUUCUUUCUUGGCUGUUGCUGUCCAAGGCACUACGGUCAAGUUAUAUACAAGCAAGAACUACAAAAACAAGUGUGGUGAAGUCAGCGCUGGUUGGGUCUACGGGCAUGAAUACCAUAAUGUCCCUGCUAAAUGUAAAAACAAAGUUCAAAGCUUCCAAAUCGAUUUAAGCGCCAUUGAUUCUGGUGUUCGUUUAUGGUCCAAGGUAAAGCCUUCCGGUGAAGUUAUGUGUGGCGGUUCUGAAGCUGGUUACACUACUGAAGAUUGGUCAAGACCUAGUAUCUCUCCUACCUGGAAUAAGAAGAUCAAUUGUAUUGAAUUUAUCGGUUAA
Messenger RNA from Mycotypha africana, 531 nucleotides. RefSeq lists its product as uncharacterized. The transcript has 3 exons. The record is from RefSeq and is a predicted model, not a curated record. Lineage: Eukaryota; Fungi; Mucoromycota; Mucoromycetes; Mucorales; Mycotyphaceae. The coding region runs from base 1 to 531 and encodes 176 amino acids.